GGAAGAUGAAUUGUUUGACUCACUCAGCUAAUUAAUCUGAAUUUAGGUUGUCGAAUGGAUGAAGAAAGUUUGGAAUGUAGUAACGAUAGGUCCAACAUUGCCAUCAUUUUAUCUUGACAAACGAGUUGAAAAUGAUAACGAGUAUGGCUUCAAUAUUCAUAAGCCAAAUUCUAGCAAUUGCAUGGAGUGGCUUGACAGUAAGAAAACUGGAUCAGUCGUCUACGUCUCUUUUGGAAGUGCAGCAAAUUUGUGUGCCGAACAAGUAACAGAACUAGCUGAUGCUCUCAGGCAAAGCAACAUUAUGUUCUUAUGGGUGGUGAAACCUGAUGAACAGAGUAAGCUUCCCAUCGAUUUCAGCAAAGAGACAUCAGGUAAGGGAUUGGUUGUGACAUGGUGCUCACAAUUAGAGGUGCUAGCACAUCAUGCAAUCGGAUGCUUCAUAUCACAUUGUGGAUGGAACUCAACCUUAGAAGCAAUAAGCUUCGGUGUGCCUAUAGUUGCAAUGCCUCAAAUAUUAGACCAAAUAAUCAACGCGCAUUUUCUAGAGAAAGUUUGGAGUGUGGGGUUGAUAGCUAAAGCAAAUGAGGAUGAGAAAGGUGUCACUGCAAGUGAAGAGAUAUACAGGUGCAUCAGGGAAGUUUUAGAAGGAGAGAGAGGACAAGAAAUUAGAAAGAAUAUUACUAGCUUGAAAGAAUUGGCUAAGGAGGCAAUUGACAUAAGUGGAAGUUCAGACAAGCAUAUUGAUGAGUUCAUUUCACAGCUUGAUCCUGUCUACUUGAGACACAGAUCAAACUACAACUGAAAUUGUACAAUUUAUCUGACUUGUCUUGUGAAGUAUAUUCUAUGUUUGAUUAAAUGCUCCUGGUGUUGCUU
Molecule: messenger RNA, 873 nt
Organism: Solanum verrucosum
Lineage: Eukaryota; Viridiplantae; Streptophyta; Magnoliopsida; Solanales; Solanaceae
Product: mogroside IE synthase-like
Exons: 1
Coding region: 59-802 (247 amino acids)
Molecular function (GO): UDP-glycosyltransferase activity
Source: RefSeq, a predicted model, not a curated record